CAACCCAGGCGAUGGUCACACCGCGAUCACUACGAUAUUUCACCUUCGAUAUCAUAUCGACGAUAUGUAAACAUAAUUGCCAUCACUACCCCAGCACCGAGCCGAAAUAAAAUAAGCGCAGCGUCUAAUUAAAACCAAAUUGAUUGAUUUGGCCGCGGCCGAAACUGGACAUUCGCAAUUUGGGCGGUCAGCCGCCCCCAUUCCCGUCCCGCCCCCUGCGCGUUUCCCGCUGCCGACGAACAGCACGUCGGUGUGACGCACAUCGGUGUGUGUGAGUGUGGUGUGCCUUGUUAUUGUUGUUGUAGCGCUUGCUACGUUCGCCGUUCGCAGUGCACUGGUGUGCGAUCGAGGCGAAAGAGUGUGUGUGUGUGCAAAGAGGUAUCGUUGGAAUUAACAAAAAAAAAAAAGGAAAAACCAACAAGAUUGGAGAAGAAAAACACUUAAAAGCCGAGAAACAAAGCUAAUCUUUAACAUCCCAAAUCGAACACCCCCUUUUGGCCAGGUUUGCCAAAAAGUGUUGACUCAACUGUUGCAUGCCAAGCGGAUUACUGGCAGCCAAGCUCUUCUGUUUACCCACAAACAUCCUGGUCAUACUCCUGAUUCUCAUUGUACUACCUGUAGAAGCACAUUUUCCGCGAAUUGAUAAACUUCUGCGACCGGGAUAUAUACGGCCGGGUGUCCGGCUGCGUCCGCAUGUGGCGUUGGCGGCAGACCACCAAAAGAAGCCAGCGCCAAGUGCUAAAUCCUCGUCCGCAUUCGGAUCGCAUACAGUGGCAGCGGUUUUAAAGCACUUAGCUAGAAAUCAAACGACGCUCGUGACCUCAUCGCCAGAACAACAGCAAGCCAGCGCUUAACGCGUGCCUCCUCAUUACCAUUAGCAUUCCCCGGAAUUCAGGCAACUAACUCCUGGCAGUUUAGUUUUUGGCGCUUACAGGUGUACCAGAAAUAGCAACUAAGCAGCGAGAGGAACAUUUACUAACCACCAGGAAGGAACAGCAACGGCGGCUAUAUUAUCUUACAUUUGCAUGCCAGCUGGAUUAGAACCUGUGACCAGACAUCAGCGCAGCAUGGAUGUGGAACGAAGGCGCCGGGCGAAUACGCUCGAGCGCGAGAUGCGCGAUCCGACCAGCAUCUGCAAUGUGGACUGCCUGCUGGACACGGUAUCGGCAUUGGUCAGCGAUUGUGACCACGACUCCCUGAGGCGGCUUAAAAACAUCGAACAGUAUGCGGCCAAAUAUAAACCAUUGGCGUUGCAAAUCAAUCAGCUGCGCAUGAACGUUGAGGAUUUCGACUUCAUUAAACUCAUCGGCGCCGGCGCCUUCGGAGAAGUGCAGUUGGUGCGGCACAAAUCCUCCAGUCAGGUGUAUGCCAUGAAGCGGCUGUCCAAGUUCGAGAUGAUGAAACGACCAGAUUCAGCCUUCUUCUGGGAGGAGCGACACAUCAUGGCGCAUGCCAAUUCCGAAUGGAUCGUCCAGCUGCACUUUGCCUUCCAGGAUGCCAAAUAUCUGUACAUGGUGAUGGACUUCAUGCCCGGCGGCGAUAUAGUGUCCCUGAUGGGUGACUACGACAUACCAGAGAAGUGGGCUAUCUUUUACACGAUGGAGGUGGUACUGGCUCUGGACACUAUUCAUAACAUGGGCUUCGUCCAUCGCGACGUCAAGCCGGACAACAUGCUUCUCGACAGCUAUGGCCAUCUGAAGCUGGCCGACUUUGGAACCUGUAUGAGAAUGGGUGCCAAUGGUCAAGUGGUGUCCAGCAAUGCGGUGGGCACGCCGGAUUACAUUAGUCCGGAAGUGCUGCAAUCGCAGGGCGUUGACAAUGAGUAUGGAAGGGAGUGCGAUUGGUGGUCGGUGGGCAUCUUUUUAUAUGAGAUGCUAUUCGGUGAAACGCCCUUCUAUGCGGACUCUCUGGUCGGUACCUACGGCAAGAUCAUGGACCACAAAAACUCGCUUAGCUUUCCACCCGAGGUGGAGAUUAGUGAGCAGGCCAAGGCCUUGAUCCGUGCCUUCCUCACAGAUCGGACGCAACGUUUGGGACGCUAUGGCAUCGAGGACAUAAAGGCCCAUCCAUUUUUCCGCAACGAUACCUGGUCGUUCGACAAUAUUCGUGAGAGUGUGCCGCCAGUUGUGCCGGAACUCUCAUCCGAUGAUGAUACGCGAAACUUCGAAGACAUCGAAAGGGAUGAGAAGCCAGAAGAAGUAUUUCCCGUUCCCAAGGGUUUCGAUGGCAACCACCUGCCGUUUAUCGGCUUCACCUACACAGGCGACUAUCAGCUGCUGUCCAGUGACACCGUGGACGCUGAGUCCAAGGAGACCAAUGUGGCGAACAGCGGUGCUGCCAGUAAUAAUCACGGCCACGGGCACAAUCACCGCCAUCGGCCAUCGAAUUCCAAUGAGUUGAAGCGCCUGGAGGCACUGCUAGAAAGGGAGCGCGGUAGAUCGGAGGCGCUUGAGCAACAGGACGCAGGUCUGCGGCAGCAAAUCGAGCUGAUAACAAAGCGCGAGGCGGAGCUACAGCGGAUAGCCUCAGAAUACGAGAAGGAUCUGGCUCUGCGCCAGCACAACUACAAGGUUGCCAUGCAGAAGGUAGAACAAGAAAUCGAGCUGCGCAAGAAGACGGAGGCGUUGCUCGUAGAAACGCAGCGCAAUCUGGAGAAUGAGCAGAAGACGCGAGCUCGUGACCUCAACAUAAACGACAAGGUGGUCUCGCUGGAGAAGCAGCUGCUCGAGAUGGAGCAGAGCUAUAAAACGGAGACGGAGCAAACUCAGAAGCUGAAGAAGCACAACGCCGAGCUGGACUUCACUGUAAAGUCACAGGAGGACAAAGUGCGAGACAUGGUCGAUAUGAUCGAUACGCUUCAAAAGCACAAGGAUGAACUGGGUCAGGAGAAUGCCGAGCUGCAGGCGCUGGUGGUGCAGGAGAAGAAUCUGCGAUCGCAGCUUAAGGAGAUGCACAAGGAGGCCGAGAACAAGAUGCAGACGCUGAUCAAUGAUAUCGAGCGGACACUGGGUCGCGAGCAGAAAGCCCAGGAGGACAACCGUGCACUGUUGGAGAAGAUCAGUGACCUCGAAAAGGCGCAUGCCGGUCUUGACUUUGAGUUAAAGGCGGCUCAGGGCCGAUACCAACAGGAGGUCAAGGCCCAUCAAGAGACCGAAAAAUCGCGCCUUGUCUCCCGCGAGGAAGCUAAUCUGCAAGAGGUUAAGGCUCUGCAGUCCAAGCUCAACGAGGAGAAGUCCGCUCGCAUCAAGGCCGACCAGCAUUCGCAGGAGAAGGAGCGACAAUUAAGUAUGCUUUCCGUGGACUAUCGCCAAAUCCAGCUGCGACUCCAAAAGCUCGAGGGCGAGUGUCGCCAGGAGUCUGAGAAAGUGGCAGCUCUGCAAUCCCAGCUCGAUCAGGAGCACAGUAAACGCAAUGCCCUGCUUUCGGAGCUAAGUCUGCACAGCUCGGAGGUGGCCCACCUGCGAUCCCGAGAGAAUCAGAUGCAGAAGGAACUGGCAGUACAACGCGAGGCUAAGCGUCGCUUCGAGGAGGACCUUACCCAGCUGAAAAGCACUCACCACGAGGCGCUGGCCAACAACCGUGAGCUGCAAGCCCAGCUUGAGGCGGAGCAGUGCUUCUCACGGCUGUACAAGACACAGGCCAACGAGAACCGAGAGGAAAGUGCAGAGCGACUGGCCAAGAUCGAGGACCUCGAGGAGGAACGCGUUUCAUUAAAGCACCAGGUGCAGGUGGCCGUUGCCCGCGCGGAUUCGGAGGCCUUGGCCCGCUCUAUUGCCGAAGAGACUGUAGCCGAUCUCGAGAAGGAAAAGACCAUCAAAGAGCUGGAGCUAAAGGACUUCGUUAUGAAGCACCGCAACGAGAUCAAUGCCAAGGAAGCGGCCCUGGCCACACUCAAGGAGGCCGAAAUCGAAUUGCACAAAAAGCUGGGUCAGAAGAGUGUAGAAUACGAAGAUCUUGUCCAGCAGCACAAGAAGCAGCAGGACGAGCUGACACUGAUGAGGAACAGCAAGGACGAAGAGAUAAACAAAUUGCUGGACAAGUGCAAGAACGAAAUCCUCCUCAAACAGGUGGCGGUAAACAAGUUGGCCGAAGUGAUGAACCGUCGCGAUUCCGACCUGCCCAAGCAAAAGAACAAGGCCCGUUCUACUGCCGAGCUGCGAAAAAAGGAAAAAGAGAUGCGUCGAUUGCAGCAGGAGCUGUCGCAGGAGCGCGACAAGUACAACCAGAUGCUGCUAAAGCACCAGGACCUGCAGCAACAAUACGCCGAGGAGCAGCAGCUAAAGCAAAAGAUGGUCAUGGAAAUCGACUGCAAGGCCACCGAGAUCGAGCACCUGCAGAGCAAGCUCAACGAGACAGCGUCGUUGUCUUCGGCGGACAACGAUCCCGAGGAUAGCCAGCACUCCUCUCUGCUCUCCCUCACACAGGACUCGGUCUUCGAGGGCUGGCUGAGUGUGCCCAACAAACAGAACCGUCGACGUGGCCACGGCUGGAAGCGGCAGUACGUCAUCGUGUCGUCGCGGAAGAUCAUCUUCUACAACACGGAUAUUGACAAGCACAACACAACGGAUGCCGUGCUCAUCCUGGACCUGAGCAAGGUAUACCACGUUCGUAGCGUCACUCAGGGCGAUGUCAUACGCGCCGAUGCCAAAGAGAUUCCGCGCAUCUUCCAGCUGCUGUACGCCGGUGAGGGCGCUUCUCAUCGUCCUGAUGAGCAGAGUCAACUGGAUGUGAGUGUGCUGCACGGAAACAGCAACGAGGAGCGCCCAGGCACCAUAGUCCACAAAGGUCAUGAGUUUGUCCACAUUACCUACCACAUGCCUACGGCCUGCGAGGUGUGCCCGAAGCCUUUGUGGCACAUGUUCAAGCCGCCGGCGGCUUACGAAUGCAAGAGAUGCCGCAACAAGAUUCACAAGGAGCAUGUGGACAAACACGACCCACUGGCGCCCUGCAAGCUGAAUCACGAUCCGCGCAGUGCCCGAGACAUGCUGUUGCUGGCCGCCACGCCCGAGGAGCAGUCGGUGUGGGUGGCGCGCCUGCAGAAGCGUAUCCAAAAGAGUGGAUACAAAGCCAACUCGUCCAAUAACAACAGCACCGAUGGCAGCAAGAUAUCGCCCAGCCAAUCGACGCGCUCCUCCUACAAACCGUAUGCUGUUAAUGUUCAACGCUCCGCCACGCUGCCAGCCAAUUCAUCGCUGAAAUGAACGCCAAAACGAUCCAAUCCGAUCCCAGAUCCCAGAUGCCAGAUCCCAGGCAUGGCAAUGCAGCUGGAGCCAGGAGUCAAGCGUCUCCAGCCCCAACGAAACUAUAGCUAUGCAAAACUGAUACUGAUAUAGAGAGAAAAAAAAAGAGAGAGCAACUGCAAUUUGAAUGGCAACUGCAACUACUAUCUUAAAUUUACGCUCCAAACAUACAUGCUACAGUAAUCUAUAAAUAUUUUUUGAGUAAUUUACAAUCUAAAAACUAAACUACAACUAAACUGAAACUAAAACUAAUACUAAAACUGUAUCUUAAAGAAUAUGUAAAGCCAAUGCAACUCGUUUAACGCUUACCUAACAUCAAAAACUGAAUGGUGAGAAUGUCUAGAACAGAGUUGGCAACGUCAAGCGGGUCAGAGAUAAACCAUGGAUUUGUUUUGUGGCAUCGUUAUUCUAUAUAUACUAUAUAAUUUAUAUAAAUAUAAAUACGAUAUGGUAUUGUACGGCUUGCUAUUGUCUUCUGUCACCACGCUCACCACAACGAUGUGAGCUGUAGUUUAGUUAAGUGAAUCCAUGCCGUAGAAAGGGAGAAGAAGUUUGAUUGAGUUGAUUCUUUCGACGUCUCCCUUUUUUACAUAUUGAUGCCUUGUAUGACCUUUUUUUUUUUGAUACAACUAUAUAUAUAUAUAUAUAUUUAUAGAUAUAUAUAUAUAUAUAUAGAGAGAGAUAUUUGUUGUUGUUGUGUAGCAAAUCCGAUUGGCCAAACGUUGUUCUUAGUUGUAAUGAAACGAGAAGAUAACAAAUAAUCGCAUAUGAACAGAGCUAAACGAUAUAUAUAUAUAACCCAAGAUCAUAUCCUGUAAGCUAACAACAAACGAAUCGAGCAACCAACAAACCAGAACUAAGUUAAAGCCACUUUACAAAGCUUUAACUUGUAUUCCAUUUAAUGAGCACUCUUUUUUUAUAUAAAUAAUUAUAGUUUUACAUGUACAAGAUGGAACGAAUUGCGCGAUAUCGAAAAAGAAGCGAGUAUAAAUCAGUUACUUAAAUAGCAAACGCAAAAGCAAACUAAAUACACUGUCCUGUUUCGGUUUCUAGUUUCCGAUUCUAAAUCGGAUUUUGAAGAGUAUUCGAAAGGAGUUAAUUCAAAAUCAUUAAUUUCCAACAUUCAACCUUAGCGGCAAAGCGGAAGUAUACCGAUUUGGCCUUUGAUGGUAACCGGAAAAGGAAACGAAAACGAAAACGAAAUAGAAUAGGCUGUCUCUAGCCAUGGACAGAGCGAAACAUGAAUCGAAACUAAACUAAACUAAACUAAAGUAAAGUAAAGUAAAGCAAAGUACACCUAACUAUACAAAAUGAAAGAUGCGACACAGUGUUGUGUGUGUAAAAGGCUACAUCUAAGUAUUAAAUAUCCAAUAUGUUCUAGUUGUAAGCUAAGCAAAUUAUUUAUUUAUAUCAUUGUUCGAUGGCGCCAUCUAGCUAUCGACAACAGAAACGGCAGCAGCUUAGCACUCUACAAUUUGUAUGAUUUUGUAUUCCAAUUAAUGUUGAUUUUACUUAUGAUUUCGAAAUGCCCCCAACCCUUUUUUGAGUUUUGUAAUUUGAAAAUUAGUAGUAGUUUGUUUUUACAGAGUGUGUACAGAGUGAGAGGCGCCAGCGAAAUUUGCAUUUAAAAACAGUAACGAAGAUAAUGGCGAUGUUUUGAAGUUUCGAACUUACAUUGGUAGUCGGUUAGUUAGUUAUUAAAUCGCUAACCGUCUAUCGAUAGCCGCAAAUAUAGCUGCUAAGUUCGGACUUCGAUAUUGAGAUCGAAGCGCUGCUUUCAUUUUAACUUUGUACUUUAUUUGCACUAUUAUUAUGAUGAUCAUUCGUAUUACGUUUAUGUUUAAUUGUACUCUCUAGUUUAACCACGUUUGUAAUUGCAUUUGUCCUCGAAUCUACUCGAAUCGACUGGCAUCCAAAUGGAAUUGCAAGCGUCAAGCAAAUAAAAUGAUAAUGUGUAUAAAAUCAGUA
Drosophila eugracilis is the source of this 7208-nucleotide messenger RNA. RefSeq names its product rho-associated protein kinase 1. The coding region runs from base 1026 to 5201 and encodes 1391 amino acids. The transcript is spliced from 11 exons. Gene Ontology annotation, cellular component: cytoplasm; cytoskeleton. Gene Ontology annotation, molecular function: Rho-dependent protein serine/threonine kinase activity; ATP binding; small GTPase binding. Lineage: Eukaryota; Metazoa; Arthropoda; Insecta; Diptera; Drosophilidae. The record is from RefSeq and is a predicted model, not a curated record. Gene Ontology annotation, biological process: peptidyl-threonine phosphorylation; embryonic morphogenesis; cortical actin cytoskeleton organization.